CCUGAUGCUGAAGGAUGUGGUUACAUUUCCACCUCUUUUCAUCUUAAGCGCUGGAUUACGCUGCAAGGACAUUGCUUCCACCUCAGCCCGCACAUUGAUAAAAGACAAAGAAACCAUGGGAAGAGGAUAAGAACUCCAGUUACAGUGAAGAUGCAGCACACCUCAUGCACGGAGGACCGGAUCCAGCACGCUCUGGAGAGAUGCCUGGACGGACUCGCCAUCAGAAUACCUCACACAUCCUGGAGUGCUGGCUGGUGUAUGAACCGCUGGAGUCUAGAAGAGCUCGUUAAGAGGGACCCAGAAAAUUUUCUAAUUCUGCUGCAGCAAAUUCUCAGAAAAACAAGAGAGGUUCAGCAGCAGUGUCAUUAUGAGCUUGUGGCCCCCUUGGCUCUCAUGUUUGAGUCCACACUCCUGCAGAUGCCUCUUUGCCCGUCUGAUGGAGAGAUUCUGACAGAGGCUUGUGAGGUGUUCCAUGACUUCCUAGCAUGGCCUGAACCUUACUAUAGUGUGUGUCGUAACCUGCUCUCCACCUUACAUCAAGAGCUUAGAGCUCCAGGGAUUUCAUACCACAGGCUGGUAAGAGAGGAACAAGGCCUUGCCACCUCCAGUCAGCGUUCUAAGAUCAUUACGGUGUUGUUGAUGAACCCGGCUGAGGUGCCUGCUGAGUUCCUGUCUGUGGCGGAGCAGCUCAGUGGAGCAGAGGUCUCGCAGAGAGAGAGCAGCAUUACACUCAUUAAACACAGCUACCAGGCAGUGCUCGGAACUAAAUACCCACUACAGACCAUCAGCGGUGCUCUACAGUGCCUGAGUGAUGAUGAGUUGGCACAGAUCCUGUCCUCAGUGAGUGACCAUCUAGAGUCUGCAGCGGCCAUGACGGAUAUAGUUAAAGCUCGAGAACAUGUGAGAGGUGGUCUGGAGGCGCUGCGAGAAAAACUUGCCAUACCAGUCUCCAGCGGCACGACUUCAGAUGGGGUUCUACAGACGCUCGGCCUUCCAGCAGCCAAGUGCUACACCUUCCAUUGGGACAAGGAUAAUUUUGAUGUUCUAAACAACCUUCUAGACAUGGAGUCUGAAUUGAGCUUAUCUCAAACAUCUGAGGUCAUGGAGGAGGAUGAUGUUGACAACGUGGAUGUGGAAGACGAUGAAUAUGAGGACUUGGAGGAAGGUUUUGUAUCAAACGGUUGCACUGACUAUAGGGCCUCAACCUUCUCUACCGUUUCUUCCCUUUCCACGGCCUCCAAAGACUCCAUGUUCUCCACUCUCUCAGUCGCUUCCUCCGAAUGUUCUCCCCUUUCCACACUCUCAUCCUCAUCUCAAGCUUCAGGCACUGACAGUGACUUCUGUGAGGAUGCAGAAGAAGACAGCCUGACAGCAUCCGUGCCCAAGUCCAAAACCAGCGCACGACUUUCCAAGCGCCUCUCACGACUAUUCAAACCUCGCAGCAACUCUCUGUGUCGAGCUAAAAGCCUGGGCAGCCCUGAGGCCAAAGAAUUAGUUAUAGCUGUCCGCUCUAAGAGAUCCAAUUCUCUUCCACAGCAAGUACGUCUGCGGAGCUCUGAGUUAGGGUUCCCAGCUCCCCCUCUCUCACAGCUGCAGUAUGUUUGCUAUAGAAGGAGACCCAUUCUGAGUACCGAUGAUGUAGAAGGGCCUCCAGGGUCCACAAUGCUCAGAGUGGUGGUGUUCGGGGCAGAUCAUGUGGCAGGGAGACUCGCCCGUGCUUAUGGCAGCCUGAGAACAAAAGAAAGAGACUGUCCACACUUGACCAAAGCUUUCAGGAUGAAGUUUUUCUUUGUGCCUGUAAGGAGGGAUACUAGUCCAGCCAACAUCUCCAGGAGGAACUCUGGUUCUUCUCUGCAGCUGUCAGCGAGUCCACUGAAACCAGCCGUCUCUAGCACUGAUCUCAGUAUGAAUGGAACAGAGGACAGCACUAAUGAUAUAGCCAAUCUUCUGGGAAUGCUGGAUCCAUGGUAUGAGCGUAACACACUGAGUCUGCUGGAGCUUCCCGUUAAUGUGGUGUGCCAGCAGACAUCCAAGAUCGAGUCAGAGAUGUCUGAGGGGCCUGGUGAGACUUUACCGAUAUUUGCUGACCUGGUGCUCUAUUAUUGCCGUCAUGCCGCUCGCCCUGCCCUCAUUCAGCUCUAUCAAGCAGAGUUGACACUAGCUGGAGGCGAGAGACGGACUGAGGUGUUUGUUCACUCUCUGGAGCUCGGACACACAGCUGGUACAAGAGCCAUCAAGGCCAUGGGUGCUGCAAGUAAAAGAUUUGGCAUUGAUGGAGAUCGAGAGGCUGUUCCUUUAUCGCUUGAAGUUACUUAUAAUCGAAUACAUAUCAGUGGCAGAAGUCAGAAGACAAGGGCAGAGAAGUCCUGCACCUCUAUAAACCUGCAAAAAGCCUGCAGAAAUGUUGAGGAACUAGAUUCUAAAAUGGAGUGCCUUCAUUUGACAAUGACAGAAGUGCUGAAGAGACAAAACUCUAAAUCAAAGAAAGGCUACAAUCAGCAACUGACCACCACACAGGUAAAGGUGGAUAAGGUUCAGGUUAGUGGAACUUGCAACACCACCUUCGCCGUUUGUCUGGACCAAGACGAGAAGAAGAUUUUACAGAGUGUGGCCAGGUGUGAGGUAUCAGUUUGUUAUAAAUCAGAUAGUUCAGCUGAUUGGACGAAAGGAAGGGUGUGUUCGUCCCAGAUGCAGCCUCUGCAGCCAACCUUCUGCUCUCUGCUUUGUCUCCCUGUUGCCACUUUCAGUGGACCUCAGCCUUGAACCCACAGACUAGGCUAUGUAGUUUUCCUCUCCUAAUUCUGCAUAUCGACUCUUUUAAAAAAGCUAAGAUACAAUUUCAGGCAAAAGUGCUCUUUUAUUAAGUACAGCGAGUGUUGUUUGCUUGACAUUUAUGAGAUGAGGAUAACUUGUUUUUCAGCCUGAGGUACAUCCUUCUGAAUAUAAUUCAGUGGACAAGCUGAGACAGAAUUUAAGGACUUAUGACUAGCAUCUGAAUUAGGUUAUGAAGCAAAACCUGAGUCAUCCAUAAUGAAGGUUUGGUACUUUGAAAGGGAUGUAUUUACUAGAAUGAAACUGGGCCUGUCCUGGUCCUUAUAAAACCAGCGUGGAUGAACACUCUUGUUAAUGCACAUAUUAACCACCUUUUAAAUAAACACUGUGGACACUGUAAUAAUAUGUUUGUAUAUAUGACAAAAUUAUUUUAUGUAGCUAUAAUCAAAAUUCUCAGGAAAAAUUUCUAUAUUCCUUUACAGUCUUUCUUUUUUUUAUUUUUAUUUAAACUAAUAUCUGUCUGGACAGAGAACUUGCGACAGCGGUGCCUCAGAUUUUAGUCGUUAAAAAUCUAAUCUAUUCUGUGAUUAUUUCUGUAUAUGUUUGUAUAUAUUCUCUGCCUGAUUAUUUUUGCUGUACUGUGUUUUAAAAUCCGAAACCUGUCAGUUUUGAAUACCUCUCGUUGUAGUUUGCUGUGUUUCCCAGCAGAGGUCCUUGUAAACCAUGUGUUGAGUUGAUCUUGUGGUCUCUGGAGGCUGUGCAGUGGUGGAUAAAUACCGGCAUCACUGGCAGUAAAAAACCUAAACGGUUCAAUCAGUGCACUGUAAACCUGGCACAGUUUGUAAGGGAAACAAACUGAAUUCUUUCUUUCUAAAUUAAAUAUGUGUAUAUUGGUUCUCUAACAUGAUCAGAAUAACUGUCAAAACAUUUAUUUCGUCUCUGAUUCUUUUUGAAUCACUUUGUAUAUGUGUUAGGAGUGGAGUACAGUGUACAUAUGUAUGAUUUUAAUAAAAAAGAAAAAAAUUGAGCAGA
This is a messenger RNA of Puntigrus tetrazona (Sumatra barb), 3804 nucleotides long. Its product is annotated as phosphoinositide 3-kinase regulatory subunit 5-like. Gene Ontology annotation, cellular component: phosphatidylinositol 3-kinase complex, class IB. Gene Ontology annotation, molecular function: 1-phosphatidylinositol-3-kinase regulator activity. Lineage: Eukaryota; Metazoa; Chordata; Actinopteri; Cypriniformes; Cyprinidae. Gene Ontology annotation, biological process: G protein-coupled receptor signaling pathway; positive regulation of MAP kinase activity. The record is from RefSeq and is a predicted model, not a curated record.